Lathyrus oleraceus (garden pea) is the source of this 399-nucleotide messenger RNA. Its product is annotated as secreted RxLR effector protein 161-like. The coding region runs from base 1 to 399 and encodes 132 amino acids. The transcript has 2 exons. The record is from RefSeq and is a predicted model, not a curated record. NCBI's taxonomy places the organism in Eukaryota, Viridiplantae, Streptophyta, Magnoliopsida, Fabales, Fabaceae.
AUGGAUAGUUGCAAGCAAAUGUCUACCCCUAUGGGAUCCGGAACUUAUGUUGAUCAAGACGAAUCCGGUACUUCAAUUGAUAUCACCAAAUAUCGAGCUAAUCCAAAGGAAUCACAUCUCACUGUCGUCAAACGAAUCAUGAAGUAUCUCAAGGGAACGACAAAUGUUGGCUUAUGGUAUCCUAAAGGUAGUAUGUGCAAUUUAAUUGGUUACUCUGACGCGGAUUAUGCAGGAUGUAAAACAGAUAGGAAAAGCAUGAGUGGAACAUGUCACAUUCUUGGAAAUGCACUAGUUUCAUGGGCAUUCAAGAAACAAGCGUGUGUUGCUCUGAGUACAGCCGAAGUAGAAUAUAUAGCAGCAGGCAGCUCUUGUGCUCAGAUACUCUGGCUAAAGCAAUAA